GGCUUUUCCCCUAAACGUGACUCGUGACUCAUAAUUACCUUUCGAAAUCAGAUGUGUGGCUAUUUCCUAGUAGCGCACAAACGGAAAAGAUCACUGUGCCUUGAAUGAGAUAGGAAGAUACGUCACUUGUCAUUCCAGAAACGACCUCUUAACAUCAAAUAAUUAAGUUAGCAAGCCUGUGACCUGAAGGAGCAAGUUGUUUAAAUGCUGCAGUUCCAAUCCAAAGGAGUCACCACCUCCUAACCCCAGACAAAAAGCAAGGCGGGUCAUACCAUGUGAUACUAGCUGAGUUGAGUUCUUCAUACAAGAAAGAGGUAGGCAGUCAGCAAACCAGGUAGAGAGUAGUAGCGUAGCACCUGAUCACUGGACAUGGCUGGCACAGCUGCUUCUCCAACGUCCUUAGUUGAAAUUACCAUAUCAUGCAGGAAUCUGCGUGACACAGAUGUAUUCUCAAAAUCAGAUCCGUUGUGUGUAGUAUUUUAUCAACCUUUUGGAUCCAGAGAGUGGACUGAGUACAAGAGAACUGAAUGUAUAGAUAAUACCCUCAACCCAGACUUUGCUACGAAGAUCUCAAUGACUUAUCACUUUGAGGAACAACAGCAUUUAAAGUUCAAGGUGUUUGAUGUUGACUCUAAUUCCCCAUCACUUGACUACCAUGAUUACCUGGGGGAGUUUGAGUGCACCUUGGCCCAGCUAGUCAGCUCCCGGACAGUUCAGAAGCCUUUGCAAGACCCCAGCCAUUCUGGUGAUAAUGGGUACAUCAUCAUCACAACAGAGGAGCUUAGUUCAUGUAAGGAAGAGCUUGUUGUUCAGUUUGUAGGUAAGAAGCUGGAAAACAGAAGCUGGUUUUGUUCUAUCAGCCCGUUUCUUGAGUUUUACAAAGCCAACGAGGAUGGAACGUUUACCCUGGUGCAUCGCACUGAGCCAGCACGAAGCACCAACGACCCAGUGUGGAAGGAGUUUUCAAUACCGCUGCGUACGUUCUGCAGUGGUGACUACGAUCGCAAUGUUAAAGUGAUUUGCAACAACUUUAAGUCAAAUGGAAAUCAUAAACACAUUGGUACCUUUCACACAACAGUGAGGAAAUUAACUGAAGGGCCAGGUGCAUCAAAUACAUGCUGGCUGAUUAAUGAAGAAAGAAAGCGGCAGAAGGGAAGCAGCUACAAAAACUCUGGGGAAGUGUUGGUGAACAAAGCUCACACCCGACAAGUCUUCUCCUUCAUUGAUUACCUCAAGGGGGGCAUGGAGAUCAAUGCCUUCAUCGCCAUUGACUUCACAGCAUCAAAUGGUGAUCCUAAAUCACCCCAGUCACUACACUUCCUGAAUCCAGCGCUUCCAAACCAGUACGUCCGUGCCAUCACCUCUGUGGGGGAGAUCAUCGAGGACUAUGACACAGACAAGUUUUUCCCUGUCCUUGGCUUUGGGGCGAGGAUGCCACCAGCCUUCACAUCAGUGUCACAUGAGUUCUUUGUCAAUGGAGACCCCACCAACCCCUUCUGUCACAGAGUCCAGGGAGUCCUCGAGGCAUACUACAGUUGCCUGAACCGUGUGCAGCUCUAUGGGCCAACCAACUUUGCUCCCAUUAUCAACCACGUGGCUCGCUUUGCCGCCUCCAACACAGCGGGGGAUAAGUACUUCAUCCUUCUCAUUCUGACAGAUGGCAUCAUCACCGACAUGCCCCAGACAAAGGAGGCAAUUGUCAAUGCCUCCUCCUUGCCCCUGUCAAUCAUCAUUGUCGGGGUUGGGAACGCAGAGUUUGACAACAUGGAGGAGUUGGACGGUGAUGUGGUGCGCUUGUCCAGCAAUGGUCGGUAUGCUUCCAGAGAUAUAGUGCAGUUUGUUCCAUUUAGGGAUUUUUUGAAAGGGAAUGGGGAUCCUCGCACGGCUAGGCUCAGACUGGCUCGAGAAGUUCUAGCAGAAAUACCCGAUCAGGUUAUCUCAUACAUGAAGACUAAUAACAUUGUACCCCAGGCUCCAAAAGUUCUUGAGGCCCAGUUGCCAUCAGAUCUUGGCUAACAAGAUCACACUGCCUACACUUAUUGCCUUACAGAACUGGUAGUGUAGUGAGUAUGUCUCACAGGCCAUUGUGUUGUUCAGUGUACUACGGGCCUACUGCCACAAAUAUUGCACUUUAUAUGGUAUUAUAGUCUGUUCACUUAAGCUAGAUUCCUGGCGCCUAGGCAGGUUGGUAAGCUUGCAGCUGAUUGGCUGCUCCGCUCUCCCGCUAACA
Eriocheir sinensis (Chinese mitten crab) is the source of this 2230-nucleotide messenger RNA. RefSeq names its product copine-8-like. Gene Ontology annotation, cellular component: plasma membrane. Gene Ontology annotation, molecular function: calcium-dependent phospholipid binding. The record is from RefSeq and is a predicted model, not a curated record. The transcript has 8 exons. Bases 370 to 2016 code for a protein of 548 amino acids. Gene Ontology annotation, biological process: cellular response to calcium ion. NCBI's taxonomy places the organism in Eukaryota, Metazoa, Arthropoda, Malacostraca, Decapoda, Varunidae.